AUGUCCUGCUUUUGUUUCCGUCUUCCGUUCUCGCGGAGGAAAAAGGGCGGGGAGGACGCCAAGUCUGAGAAGAACGCAGCGGGGUCUCAGCCUGGGCAGGAUUCCUCACGGCAGGUGAAACCGCCGCCGCUAGCUCAGGGAGACACCACUCGAACGCUGUUCUCCGCCACCUCCACUCUCCGGCAGGGGCAGCUGCAGGGCCCCGCGCUGCUGGCGACCCCUCCGGGAGGCACAGCCGGCGCGAGUGCCGGGCGGCAAACGUCUCCGGGGAGUCUGCCCUCGGCCUUUAUGAGGACGGCGACGGAGUUCAGCGGGGCUCGCGGGCCUACGGGCCGUUUCACGCCAACCAUUCCCUGCUCGCAGAGUGUCGCGUCCGCCACGAAGGUUCUACCAAAGUCCGCAAAAGUCGUCUUUUCCCGACUUACCGACGUGCCGGUCAAUAGGGAGGGCGACGCGGUCGAAGACCGCACAUUUUUUUGCUCAGUGUACUUCGACGACGAGGCGAUGACAAAGGCCAUCGACAGUCCGUCUCGAGUCACGCAGCCGGCCGAAGGUUUCUACAGCGGCAUCAAGCACUACGCCGUGCCGCUCAACAACCAGAGCAUUGUGCUGCAGGUCCCGUCAGGAACACAGUACACGGGCGUCGACCCCCUCACCGGCGAAGAGAGAACUCCGCCUUCCGGCUUCCGCGUCGCGCUGACUGAGCAACUCGCGUCGGGGAACCAGAUCUACAAAGGCUCGACUCCGCUGCUGCGGUUUGAGGACAUGCGUCUGACGCAGAUGUCGCGGUGGCCUCUCGUGAAUCCAGUCUUUCGUCAGGGCGCAGGAUCUGUGUAUCUCCGCUGUGAGUUCACUUACGAAGGGGACCCCCCGCGGGAGGAGCCCGGAGCGGCUGCGCUGAAGAAGAUGGAGACGGCGCCGCACCCGUACCGGCCGCUGGCGUCGAUCUCGGCGCCCCGUCGUCAAGGCCGUGUCCUCGCUUCCGCGUCCGCCUGCCCGCUGUCCGACGGGCCUCUUUGCCGCGAACGCGCGCCCUCGUUCCCCUCUCCCUCGCCUCCGAGUCUCGCGAGGACUGGAGCCACGAGCCCGAGCUCUCAAACACAAGCAGCCCUGUCUCCGUCCACGCCGCGGUCGGAUGCCUCUUCUCCUGCGGCUCCGCUUCCGCGUCCAGCCAACCUCCCUCCACUCCGAUCCACGCCGAGGCCCGUGCUCUCUCCUGAGAGGCCCCAAGAUCGAAGUGCUGGACGGCAGACGCCCAGGGAGGCGAGCGCCAACGGCGGGAAUGCAGUGGCGGCUGUGCCUAUUUCGCUGGAGCCGGAAAGAGCCGAGCGGGAAGAGGAGACGAUCAGAAGCGACAGCGAGGACAAGGCCGAAGAGAAACACGUCAAGAGAGAGGAGGAAGAAGUCUCACCAGAGGCGAACGAACGUAGAGAGGACAUGGACCAAAGGGAAGAGGCCCGCGAAGGCGGCGCAGGGGCAAGAGAUCUGGCUUCCUCGCCUUCGCUGCCGAGCAAGCAAACGGACCGAGAGCAGGAGUCCCAGCAGGCACACGGUAUUCCGACUCCUCGAGCUCACCGGGAUACUGAGAGAAGCCGGAAGCAAGAUGGAAAGCAAAAGAAGAAGAAACGGAAGACGGAGAAGCGCCACGAUGAUGAUGACAAAGAGCAGGAGCAAGGAAGCCGCGACGACAGCGAGAAGAAACGAAAGAAGAAAAAGAAGAAAGAGAGCAAAGAUGACGAGUCACGGCGCCAUCGGCGAAACAAGGACGACGACGAGAGCGACUCAGACGGGGAGCAGCCGAUGAAGGACAAGAAGAAAUGUGAUAAAGACGGAAAGAAGGACCAAAAGAAAGGCAAGAAUCACUCAAAGGAACGUGAAGAUUCUUGA
Messenger RNA from Besnoitia besnoiti, 1887 nucleotides. RefSeq lists its product as uncharacterized. The record is from RefSeq and is a predicted model, not a curated record. Lineage: Eukaryota; Apicomplexa; Conoidasida; Eucoccidiorida; Sarcocystidae. The transcript has a single exon. The coding region runs from base 1 to 1887 and encodes 628 amino acids.